This is a messenger RNA of Daktulosphaira vitifoliae (grape phylloxera), 1000 nucleotides long. RefSeq lists its product as uncharacterized. Bases 196 to 873 code for a protein of 225 amino acids. The transcript is spliced from 2 exons. NCBI's taxonomy places the organism in Eukaryota, Metazoa, Arthropoda, Insecta, Hemiptera, Phylloxeridae. The record is from RefSeq and is a predicted model, not a curated record.
UAUAAAAAAAUUAAAUGUUUAUAAAAUAAUGAGUACAAUAAUAAGCCGUCAUGAAAUUUGUUAUUUUAAUGAAAUAUUAGUGCAAAUUACGCCUACAAUUGUUCAUGUUAAAUACGAAAUGUAGAAAAUCUAAAGUACCAUUUAUUCAUUAGAUCGACAAGAAGCAAUUGAAUUAAAAUCGCAAUAAAAAGAAUCAUGGCUGGAAAUGUUCAAUAUUUGACGAGAUCAAAAAAUGAAGCAUGUAAAAAAUUUACAAGGUUAAACCAUGAAGGCAUAGGAAAUAUAUACAACAUGGAUAAAACGUCAGCAACGUCUCUGAAGAUUAUUGAGCUUAUUUCAAUGUUUGAAUCGGAAGAAUCUACUUCUUUACAAAAACCAUUGACUAAAGAACAAUUGAUUUUUGAAAAAGAUGAUAAUCUCAAGGGUAGAGAAUAUCAAACUACUGAAAUGUCACAAAAUAUAUUAACAGGAAGCCAGAUAAUUAAGAACAUGAAAUCUGACAAAAAUAGUUACAAUGCAUCAACAAGUGGCUGUGAGUUAUCAGUGAAUUUAAGUCCACUAAAGCAGAGUGAUAAAGAAUCAACUAAUGUGUUAGUUGUAAUUCAUCCGUGGUGUAUGUUUAGUAAGUCACAAAUAGACAGGAAUUCGGAAUUUCCACCACCAGGAUUUUUAGAACAACUCAAAGCUAAGUUUUUAGCAUUGCAAGACCAAAACCGUCAGUCUCCAUCUACGUUGGAAAAAAACAUGAAGCGUAGGCGAAAGUGGUGUGUACAAUAUGCUUUAAGAGGCUCAUUAUGUGCAGAAAAGAUAAAAUUGUUAAACAAACAAGCCAAUUUAAUGGUCAAUAAUAGUCCUUCAAAAACAUUACAAUAGAUAAAAUUAUUGUUUAAUAAUAAAACUAUAUUUUUAAAUUUUAUUUUUUGAAGUGAAAAUACUACAUAAUUGUUAUGAUGUAUAACUAAUAUUUCAAUAGAAAAUUAAACAAAUUUUGAAGUAAAAA